AUGUGUAAAAUAAAAAACAAACUCACCGCUUACAUCGCGUUCAUCGAAGGAAAGAACGAGGUUGGAUCAGGUGGAUGUGAUCCCAGCAUUCAAGGGGCAAUUUAUUAUAGAGACCACUGGUCUCAGCAUCGUGCUCAAGAAAUUCGAAAUAGCUGUUGCGUUCCAUCCUUAAUUAUCACCGUAGCUGGCCCAUGGUUUUGUGUUCUUGGAGCUGUCUUUCUUAAUAGGGUAGUAGUCCAGCCACUAACAGAUACCAUUCCAUUUACAGUCAAUCUACGAAAUGAUGUACAAGUGAUGCGAAUUGCUCGCCUUUUUCAGGCACUAGAUAUUGCUUUUGACCACCUUACCUCUUUUUACCAGAAGGUGGAAUUAUCAUCAUUACCAUCAGACCGGCGGGUUUUCCCUUAUAUUCAACAGGCUGGAUUCGGGAAGAAUGCUUUUUCUUUUACCUACAUAUGCGAAAUAUUGGAUGACCAUUCAAGACCUAUCUGGAAGGCUAUGAGAGACGAUAAUAACAAAAUGAUUGUUGUGAAAUUUGCGCUUAAAUACAAUGCUAAAGCACACAUUAUUUGUGCGAAAAAAAAUUAUGCUCCGGAACUGUUGUAUUACAGUGAUGAAGAAGAAGCCAAGAGAUUGGGGGGAUAUAAAAUGAUUAUCAUGGAAUAUAUUGAUGGUAUUUCACUUGCACGGAAAUUCAAUAGAGGCGAGAUCAAAACUAAAAAUAAUAUUUAUGCUGAUGUGAAGGAAUCUAUUAAACUGCUACAUGACAAGAACUUAGUGUUUGCGGAUCUUCGAACACCAAACAUUCUGGUUGAUGAAAUAGAUGGAUGUCAGCGAGCAAAACUUAUUGACUUCGAUUGGUGCGGAGUUCACAAUCAAGAUAGGUAUCCACUGUCAAUGAAUCCAACAAUAUCAUGGCCUUAUGGAGUGAAACCUUAUGCCUUACUCCAAAAAGAUCAUGAUCUUACCUGGCUUAAUGAGUUAAAAGAGCUUCUAGAUAAUUCAGCAAAAAGUUCACCUCAAAGCCCAAUAACUUCUGCAUCAAAAUCAUCUCAAAGUAUUAAUAUACCCAUACAUCAAAAAGCAUCAAGUUCUCAUACAUCUACACUUCAAAGUAUGCUUCCAAAUAUACCUCAAAAAGCAUCAAGUUCUUCAAUAAGUUCUCAUAUAUCUAAACCUCAAAGUAUAUUUUCAAAUAUACCUCAAAAAGCACCAAGUUCUCAUACAUCUACACUUCAAAGUAUGCCUCCAAAUAUACCUCAAAAAGCAUCAAGUUCUUCAUUUAUACCUCAAGGUUCAGCAACUUCCGCAUCACGUUGGAAUCCACGUGUUUGUAGCUGUGGUUGUAUUACAUUUCGACCAGGUAUAUUUAACAGAAAGGAAUGCAACUCUUGUGGUCAUACACACUAA
Rhizophagus irregularis DAOM 181602=DAOM 197198 is the source of this 1410-nucleotide messenger RNA. RefSeq lists its product as uncharacterized. Lineage: Eukaryota; Fungi; Glomeromycota; Glomeromycetes; Glomerales; Glomeraceae. Gene Ontology annotation, molecular function: ATP binding; protein kinase activity. The record is from RefSeq and is a predicted model, not a curated record. Gene Ontology annotation, biological process: protein phosphorylation.